Molecule: messenger RNA, 926 nt
Organism: Suillus subalutaceus
Lineage: Eukaryota; Fungi; Basidiomycota; Agaricomycetes; Boletales; Suillaceae
Exons: 6
Coding region: 150-926 (258 amino acids)
Source: RefSeq, a predicted model, not a curated record
GCCAAAGCUAUCAGUGCCAAUCUAGUUAUAAACAGUCCACCUUCACUUUCAGGCUCUCAACACGACGCGGCACAACCUUCAUUUCUGGUGCUUACGGUCCUUAAUUAACGUAUCAUCCCUGUCCUCAAACACGGUCAACAUCACGCAACAUGCUUACGCGUAGUAACUUCUCCGCAUGUAUAAUCUCUGACGGCAAACCAAUUCCAGAGUAUCUUGUCGCUGUUGCAGACAAUCCAAACACAAUCUCGUGUUGGAUCCCAAGUGAGGUGGGAAAGACUUUUUCGGUAUACUGGAGAGAUGAAGGAACAAAAGUGCAUUCAUGCGCGUUUAUUACGCUCGACGGAUUCGUAGUUCCCGGUCGGUUCUUGUUUGGCGAAGGGGAGGCCUGGAGGAAUGGCGUAAGAUCAGGUCCGCAGACAGAAAGGCCGUUCAUGUUUGCACAGAGGCCAAGCUCAGGUACAAGCGGGCAAAACAUGAAGGACGCUGGAUCCAUCAUGCUCAAGAUUAAACUUGUCACGCUGGAUGGGUCGAAGGCAGCAAAUCCACUGCAGAGUAUUCCAGAUUUGAACUCGCAAAGUCACCCAGGCGAUCAUUGUGUUGGGUACGCCCAGGAGACGAACACGUACACGCAAUCACCUAUGACGUGGAAGGUGAAGCCAUCCGACCAGCACGGUAUGAGGUCACACGUUACCUUUCUGUUCCGGUACAGGUCUCCCGAGUGGCUGAUGGCGCAAGGAAUAAUAUCUACUGAACUGCAUGUGCCAAAAAGUCUUCCUGCGAAACGACGGGUCGCCAGCGCACCCGUUGCGCAAUCGAUGAACGUGCCAAUAACCCCGAGCCCAAGUCCCCCUAACUCAAAAAAGGCUGAACGGUCUGAGCGACUCGGCAAGGUCGAGUCUGGCCUGCACCCGGUGCCAGGACCGUGA